This is a messenger RNA of Carcharodon carcharias (great white shark), 1402 nucleotides long. Its product is annotated as protein HEXIM1-like. Gene Ontology annotation, cellular component: nucleoplasm; cytoplasm; nucleus. Bases 186 to 1124 code for a protein of 312 amino acids. Gene Ontology annotation, molecular function: 7SK snRNA binding; cyclin-dependent protein serine/threonine kinase inhibitor activity. The record is from RefSeq and is a predicted model, not a curated record. NCBI's taxonomy places the organism in Eukaryota, Metazoa, Chordata, Chondrichthyes, Lamniformes, Lamnidae. The transcript has a single exon. Gene Ontology annotation, biological process: negative regulation of cyclin-dependent protein serine/threonine kinase activity; negative regulation of transcription by RNA polymerase II.
GAGGUAGGUGCGUGAGGUGUUUGGAUGGGGAGGAGGGUGUGGGGGGUUGAUGAUGAUGAUGAUGAUGGAGGAAAUAAUAAAGCAUGGAAGGAAACUUCUGAAACAAACCCAAUGAAGGUGGGCGUGAUUCAACGAGGGGGAUUGACAAGUCGCCUCAUGAAAGAGGGUUUCUUGUGUUGAGGAGGAUGGGAGAGCGGUUGGUUACGGAGUGUCCGGGUGGCAGGUCUCCAAUGUUGGGGCAUCCCUCAGCCGCCCCCGGUGUGACCGUCAACAACAACAACCACCAUAAUAAUAAUAAUGACAAUAAUAAUAAUGAUGAUGGUGGUGGUGGUGGUGGUGGUGAUGGGGAUGUGAGCGGGGGGCGGCGCUGCUCCCCGGGGGGCCGGGGGAGCUCCCCCCCGGGCUGCGGGGGUCACCCCGGGCCGGCCGAGUGCCUCCCCCCUCCCCCGCCACGGCAGCCCAAGAGGAGGCACCGCAGGCGGCCGUCCAAGAAGAAGCGGCGCUGGAAGCCCUACUUCAAGCUGUCCUGGGAGGAGAAGAAGAAGCUGGACGAGCGGGAGAGCGUCCGGGCGGCCAAGACCCGCGCCGAGAUGUUCGCCAAGGGCUUCACGGUGGCUCCGUACAACACCACCCAGUUCCUGAUGGAGGAGCACAACCAGGAGGAGCCCGACCUCAACACCGGCGUCUGCCCCAAGCGCGCCGGCCGGUCGGACGAGACCAGCGAGGAGGAAGAGCUGGACGAGGAGGAGCAGGACAGCGGCAGCGACGGCAUGGGGGGCGACGGCGGCGGCGAGUUCCUGCAGAAGGACUUUUCCGAGACUUACGAGAAGUACCACGCCGAGAGCCUGCAGAACAUGACCAAGCAGGAGCUGAUCCGGGAGUACCUGGAGCUGGAGAAGUGCCUGUCCAGGCUGGAGGACGAGAAGAACCGCCUGAGGGGCCGGCUGGACAGCCUGAAAGCCACCAGAGGCGGAGAUGCUGCCGCCGCCGCCGCUGCUGCUGCGGAGAGACAGAUGCAGGAGAUCGAGAGCGAAGUGGAGAAGUUAAAAGCUGAAAACCAGAGACUCGAGAAAGAGAAUGAACUGUACAAACAAGAAAGGAGGUGUUUAGAGAACGGGAAAUAAAUGGACAUUAAUCACCUACAAUGUAAAUAUUUUAAUGUAAGUGUUUUAUAAAAAUGCAUUGGAAGAACAUCAUCUCCCCCCCUUUCCCAUUUUGUGUACAUUUUCUGUUGAACUUUUUAUGUGCAACUUUGCCUUAUUUCCCCUCUGAGGUCAAGGUAUACAGUGUUUUACUGACCAACUUUUUGAUGCGUUGUGUCCAGAGCCAUGUACAUCGUCAAAAAAUGACAUCCAUCAAAGUAAUAGUCUAAGAAUAAAUAUAACAUUAGUGAAGUCAUAAA